Molecule: messenger RNA, 601 nt
Organism: Physeter macrocephalus (sperm whale)
Lineage: Eukaryota; Metazoa; Chordata; Mammalia; Artiodactyla; Physeteridae
Product: mitochondrial import inner membrane translocase subunit TIM14-like
Exons: 2
Coding region: 1-525 (174 amino acids)
Biological process (GO): protein import into mitochondrial matrix
Cellular component (GO): PAM complex, Tim23 associated import motor
Molecular function (GO): ATPase activator activity
Source: RefSeq, a predicted model, not a curated record
AUGUAUAGAAAGAACAAAGGAAUAAUUCAGUUAGAAAAUCACAAUUUUCCAACUAUAGUAGUAAAACGUGAUUCAGAAAAAUCAAGAGGCAUAGAGUUGGUGGGGUGGGAUGAACCGUGCUCCCAGUGGAAGCAGAGGAGCCCAGCGGGAACCAUGGUAGUUCCCAUGGUAGCGGGAACCAGUACAGUGGUAGUAGCUGGACUGACCAUUGCUGCUGCAGGAUUUGCAGGCUGUUACGCUUUGCAAGCCAUGAAGCAUAUGGAGCCUCAAGCAAAACAAGUUUUUCAAAGUCUACCGAAAUCUGCCUUCAGCGGUGGCUAUUACAGAGGUGGGUUUGAACCCAAAAUGACAAAAUGGGAAGCAGCAUUAAUACUAGGUGUAAGCCCUACUGCCAAUAAGGGAAAAAUAAGAGAUGCUCAUAGGCGAAUUAUGCUUUUAAAUCACCCAGACAAGGGAGGAUCUCCUUAUAUAGCAGCCAAAAUCAAUGAAGCUAAAGAUUUACUAGAAGGUCAAGCUAAAAAAUGAAGUAAAUGUAUGAUGAAUUUUAAGUUCCUACUCAUUUAUGUAUAUGAGUACCAGCUUUUUAUAAUAAAAUGCCUCA